AUGAUAGGAGACACGAUGACGCUCUUGUCUCUUCUGGGUCGGAUCAUGCGCUAUUUUCUCCUAAGGCCAGAGACGCUGUUCCUUCUGUGCAUCAGCCUGGCGUUGUGGAGCUACUUCUUCCACACGGAUGAGGUGAAGACCAUAGUCAAGUCAAGCCGCGACGCCGUGAAGAUGGUGAAGGGCAAAGUGGCCGAGAUGAUGCACAACGACCGGCUGGGAGGCCUCAGCGUGCUGGACGCCGAGUUUUCAAAGACCUGGGAGUUCAAGAGCGACAACGUGGCCGUGUACUCCAUACAAGGCAGAAGGGAUCACAUGGAGGACCGCUACGACGUGCUCACCGACAUCGCCAACAAGAGCCACCCGUCCAUCUUCGGCAUCUUUGACGGCCAUGGGGGGGAGGCUGCGGCUGACUAUGUGAAGGCCCACCUGCCCGAAGCCUUGAAGCAGCAGCUGCAGGCGUUGGAGCGAGAAAGGAAGGAAAGCGCUCCGUUUUACGCCGGCGUCCUGGAGCAGCGCAUCCUGAACGUGGACCGAGAGAUGCUGGACAAGCUGUCUGCCAAUCACGAUGAGGCGGGAACCACAUGUCUGGUGGCGCUACUGUCAGACAGAGAACUGACGGUAGCCAACGUCGGCGACUCCCGCGGUGUCCUGUGCGACAAAGACGGCAACGCUGUUGCACUGUCACACGACCACAAACCCUAUCAGCUCAAAGAGCGCAAGAGGAUCAAGAGGGCGGGAGGAUUCAUCAGUUUUAACGGUUCCUGGCGAGUGCAGGGAAUUCUGGCCAUGUCUCGCUCACUCGGCGACUACCCGCUAAAGAACCUCAACGUAGUCAUCCCCGACCCGGACAUCAUGACGUUCGACCUGGACAAACUACAGCCGGAGUUCAUGAUCCUGGCAUCUGACGGCCUGUGGGACGCCUUCAGCAACGAGGAGGCGGUGCGCUUUGUCCGGGAGCGCCUUGACGAGCCGCACUUUGGCGCCAAAAGCAUCGUCCUGCAGUCCUUCUAUCGCGGUUGCCCAGACAACAUCACCGUCAUGGUGGUCAAGUUCAAAAGCGGGGCGGGAGGGAGCAGCAAGGCGGGGUAAUGAGUCAAGUGGAUCAUAUGUAAUUUGACUCAUUGUGUACAAUAUUACAGGAGGACAGAGACGAGCACGAGUAUUGGAAAAGUGUCCAACUGGUCGAAUCAAACACAUCAAAUUGAGACAAGGGAGUCGAAAUACCAUUAAUCAGUGCUUAAGAGAAAGUACCAGCAUGUAUCAUUCAAGUAUUAUAGCUUACUGUACACGAUUGGUGCAGUCCAAAGGGAGUUUCUCAAGAAGGGGCGAUGGUUAGUGCCUAACUGUCAUGUGUGGGGAAAACAUCAGCCCUUUCGCUGCAUUGCAACAAUGUUCUGAUUUUUCCAGAUUUCCUCAAAAAUAGACGCCUUGCCCCAGUUAAAGUAGGCUUCAACAAAUAACCGCUCUGCAUCAAAACCACUUGUUUACCAUUCCAGAGCAAUUGACAUUGAUCAUUUUAAGGUUUGGAAAACAAUCGGUUCACUGACAAGAAAAGAAUGACUCGCUGGAAUAAUAAUAUUAGCGAGUAACUCCACCGAUUGAUUUUCAAGUUGAUUACAUUCGUGGGUCUCCCAGCUGACUUUUGUAAUCAUCUGGAUUGGAUGUCGGCGAAUCGCAGGGCGCAUAACGACAAACAGCCGUUCACAAUCACAUUCACACUUACGGUUUGAGCAAUUAAGUCUUGAAUUAAUUUAAGCCGUUUAUUUAGGUAAUAUCAAAGGAAACAAGUACUACACUACUAUAAAAUCAUUUAAUGAUGAAACGGCAUUUGUACGAAUGAAGUGAUCUCCCUUAAAAAGAUGUCGGGUAUGCUACAUUUGAGUAAAAUAAAUUAAGACAUGUGGAAGCAGGUUGAUCUUAACAUUGCAGAUCAGGAGGAACCUGUUAAUGCUUCCACAUAUGACUGGAAUCAUAUUCAACUUCAUAAUACAGUGGUGCCUUGAGAUAUGAGUUUAAUUUUUUUUUGGUGACCACGCUCGUAACAAAAUGAAAUCAUCUUUCCCCAUUGAAAUCAAUAGAAAUGCUAUUAAUCCAUUCCGGCACCUCCCCCAACCCACGCAAUAAAAAAAAAAAUAGGGGCGGACUAUCGAAAGAAUUGGAAAAAAACGUAAAAGAUUUUUUUUUAUUCCAUCGCAUAAUACAGUAUACGUUACCAAAGUACUGUAUGCGGUAAUGACAUAAAUAGAAUGUAAAAAUCUGGUGCACAUGCCUUGGCCACCUGGAGGCAGUGUAAUACAUAUGCAUGCAUGCAAAAAAAACAAAAAUAAAUCAUCCGAACGGCAGUUUGUAUCCCGAAAAACUCCUAAAUCGGGAAUCUCAAGUCACCACUGUACACACUUAAAAUGCACUUUUAGUUGCUGACAUCAGUCACUUCCGCAAUGAAGCAACAGGAUUUGACUGGUGAGUACCUGAUGCGGUUUAUUAGCGGGUCCUUCUGUGCACGUCUCUGAAGCUCAUGAACAAAAGCAGCCCGUGCCAUGAGAACCUGAAUGAUGAGAAAUGGUUUUGCAGCUGCACCCGUACAGUGAAAGUCAUGUGUGGAGCUCCUGAAACAAUAUACAGUAUGAGCAGUGUAGUCAGAGGUGACACAUUUCAAAUAAACGUGGUAAAAUAUUAGAAUAUUCAUUUCAAUGAAUUUUGUGUUCUCACUGGAAUUUAAUGUUGUCCGAGCCAGCAUUAUUCCACAAACAGUAAAAUAUAAAUAAACUAAGCAAUUUAACCACAAACAUUAUUUUGCGCUAAUUUUAAAGGUUCUUCCUUUAAAACAUUUCCAUGCAAAAUUCUAACUAAAUUACCCUUGAAAGGUGGCUUCUUUGUAACGAAGACAAAGCGCUUAUUUUCAAUUUACCUUAUAUGCCUUAUUUAUUGAAUUUUUUUGGUGUCGAGCAGAUUGCCAAAUCUGUGUACUGUAUAUUCAUGUUAUUUUUGUUCUUCUGUUUUACAAUAAAACACAUACCCAUCACUACAA
Hippocampus zosterae (dwarf seahorse) is the source of this 3028-nucleotide messenger RNA. It is a transcript of the gene ppm1la, whose product is annotated as protein phosphatase, Mg2+/Mn2+ dependent, 1La. The record is from RefSeq and is a predicted model, not a curated record. NCBI's taxonomy places the organism in Eukaryota, Metazoa, Chordata, Actinopteri, Syngnathiformes, Syngnathidae. Gene Ontology annotation, biological process: protein dephosphorylation. The transcript has 4 exons. Bases 1 to 1089 code for a protein of 362 amino acids. Gene Ontology annotation, molecular function: cation binding; protein serine/threonine phosphatase activity.